UUAGCCGCUGCGAUUUUCUCCGCAUCAGCGAAAGAAAGGGCUGGCAAAUUAAGUAAGGACGAUGAAAAUGACCGGAGGAGGAGAGCCAUUUUCAGAGUACUUGAAUUACAGUCACCAAAACAGGAAGUGCCGCAGCCCUUUCAGAUCAGCUUCCGGUUGCCGUGAAAAAAGUCUGUGUAGAUACAUUUCAAAUAGUUUGAAAAAAGAAAAAAACUGGUUGUUAGUUGCAUCUGGGGACCCACAAGAAAGUGUGAGAAUAAUAAUUUGACGGCAGAAUUUCACUUUUAGAAAACAGUGAAUUUAAAUUCGUGUGACAGAGUUUUGUCAAGUUUGUAAAUUGGUAUUGACGCAUAAUUUAGAUUAACUAUCUCGGAGGUAAUUUGUAUUUAUUUUUGAAGCGAUGCUGAGGCUCGCUGUAGAAAGAUAAUUUUCCGACCGUCAUUGAAGGCCUCAUCCAAUCAGCUUCACCUGAGUCUGUAGAACUAACGGCAGCCAGGAUCGAACAAUUAUGCUAACUUUUUAAAACCUGACACGACGAUGUGGAUGUUUGGGCAUCUUGCGUUUUAAAAGUGGGUUUAAGCUCCCAAAAAAGACUUUGUGGUGGAUGUAAUGAUUUAGACGGAGGAAAAGUUUGGAAAUAAAUAGCUGUUUAGUCAACGGCUAGCUUUCAGAAAGUGGCGUCGGUCGUAAAUGUAGGAAAGUUAGGUAGUUUUAAACUGAAUUUGAAAACAUUAAAACACAAUGAAAGAGACGGUGAGCCACCAGCAGGCCCGCCUGCUCCUCCAUAACAAGUUCGUCGUGGUGUUGGGAGACUCCAUUCAGCGCUCUGUAUACAAGGAUCUUGUCGUACUGCUACAAAAGGACCGAUACCUCACUUUAAGACAACUAAAGAGCAAGGGUGAGAUGAGCUUCGAGCUGGACUGCUUGGUGGAAGGAGGCUGUCUGAACCGAAUGAACAAUGGGACCGAAUACACAGAGGUCCGUCAGUAUCAGUCUGACCACCACCUGAUCCGCUUCUACUUCGUGACCCGCAUCUUCUCCAGAUACAUGCAGAGCAUCAUCGAGGACUUCCGGCAGGGUUUGAAACCAGACGUGGUCAUUGUGAACUCUUGUGUUUGGGAUAUUUCAAGAUACAAUCCCAAAUGGGUCGAUGACUACAAGGCAAAUCUUAAGAGGUUCUUUGGUGAGCUGAAGAGUUUCCUACCAGAGGAAACGCUGGUUAUCUGGAAUCUCACCAUGCCAUUAGGAGAAAGGAUCAAAGGUGGCUUUCUGGUGCCUGAGAUUGAGCACAAAGCUCCUCAGCUGCGUUACGACGUGAUUGAAGCCAACUUCUACGGUGGGACUCUGGCCGACAACUAUGAGAUGGAUGUGUUGGACCUCCACUUUCAGUUCCGCUUCUCAUUACAACAUCGAACCAAAGACGGCGUCCACUGGAACGCCAUCGCCCACCGCAGGAUCACCGCUCUUCUGUUACGGCACAUUUCACAAGCCUGGGGUGUGAUGCUGACUGCUGAUGAAGUUCCAGAUCAGAAGUCCAUCUAUGACUGUUCUACAAAAUUUGCAGCUGCUGUGAAUUCGGACAGCUUCAGAGAGGAGUUCACCUCCGAUUCUUUGUCUGGUGCCUUCUUGAGCUUUGAAGAUAAGAGAGAGCCAAUGCCACAUCGCCACGAAAAUGCAGAGAACUUCCUACCUGCCGUCCAGCCGCAGCAGCCCCGGUCGCGCCGCAGACCUCAGCAGAAACAUUACGUACCGCCCAGACAUGGUGUUGACAAUGUGCCUCCGUCCUCCUACUUUGAGCCCUAUGAAGAUUACCACCAGCCCCUCAGUCAUCAGUUCGUGAUGAGGAACCGUCACAGCAGGCCUCACUAUGCCCCCUACACCCAUCACAAACCAGAUCACCGUCCCUUUCAUGGAUAUCAUUACUGAAAUGGAGCUGUUCAAGUGCCACUCAUGUUUAUGCUUUGUUCUCUUCCAUAAACAGGUGUUUUGUAAUUGUGUAAACUGGGGUUUUUCUUUCACCAGGAGCCAAAUAUUUUAAUAUUUGCUUGUAAGUUUUUUGUUUUUGAGCUGUUUUUCCAUUAAAUAUAAUUUCAAGAUGGUAUUAAAGCUUGUUUUUUUAAAUAAACAUUUGUCACAAUAUAAUGCUGUUGAUUUUGUUCCUGAUAAAAACGACAGACAUCUGAGUCCUUUGUAGGCUGCCUUGUUCUCACACCCU
Poeciliopsis prolifica (blackstripe livebearer) is the source of this 2215-nucleotide messenger RNA. RefSeq names its product family with sequence similarity 113 (gene fam113). Lineage: Eukaryota; Metazoa; Chordata; Actinopteri; Cyprinodontiformes; Poeciliidae. The transcript is spliced from 9 exons. The coding region runs from base 742 to 1926 and encodes 394 amino acids. The record is from RefSeq and is a predicted model, not a curated record.